This is a messenger RNA of Diceros bicornis minor, 788 nucleotides long. RefSeq names its product pleckstrin homology like domain family A member 2 (gene PHLDA2). The record is from RefSeq and is a predicted model, not a curated record. Lineage: Eukaryota; Metazoa; Chordata; Mammalia; Perissodactyla; Rhinocerotidae. Bases 59 to 454 code for a protein of 131 amino acids. Gene Ontology annotation, biological process: placenta development; positive regulation of apoptotic process. Gene Ontology annotation, molecular function: phosphatidylinositol phosphate binding. The transcript is spliced from 2 exons.
CGCAUUGCCGGCGUCGCCACUGCGUUUGCUCCCGUGUCCGUGCCUGCCGCCUGCUGCCAUGAAGACCCCCGGCGAGGUGCUGCGCGAGGGCGAGCUGGAGAAGCGCAGCGACAGCCUCUUCCAGCUGUGGAAGAAGAAGCGGGGCGUGCUCACCCCCGACCGCCUGCGCCUGUUCCCCGCCGGUCCCGGCACGCGCCCCAAGGAGCUGCGCUUCCACUCCAUCCUCAAGGUGGACUGCGUGGAGCGCACGGGCAAGUACGUCUACUUCACCAUCGUCACCACCGACCACAAGGAGAUCGACUUCCGCUGCGCGGGUGAGAGCUGCUGGAACGCGGCCAUCACGCUGGCGCUCAUCGACUUCCAGAACCGCCGCGCCCUGCAGGACUUCCACAGCCGCCAGCAGCGCGACGCGGCCGCCGAGCAGCCCGAGGCCCAGACGGCCCGCGCGCCCUGAGCGCCGCCCGGAGCCAUAUGCUGGAGGAGUCGGGCCAGACGCGAGGCUGCGCCGGCAGGAGCCCAGGGGCUACCCUGAACCGCGGGAGCCCGGUGGGCUCCCACCCGCUGAUCACGGCGAGGACGAAGGCCGGAGGCCGUGUCCCUGCCCCGCAGAGGGGAACCUUCUCGUGCAGAGCCGUGGAGCUUCGCCCCGCUGCGCGGGCGCCUUAAAUUAUUAGAUUAUCUAUGUAUUUAUUUGAUGGUUAGUAGUCGUCAAACCAUCUGUCUUAAUAUUUUGUUUUUGCAUCAAUGUGUCCAUUCCAAAUAAACUGCUUAAGCUGUUCUUCCUACCA